UAUCCUAAUUUUUCAAGCAUUGAUGAUGUCAUGAUGACGUCAUUGAGUUAAGCGAUGUUAAUAUCUUGAAAUUUCAUUCCAAUGUCAAAGCUCCAAUCGUUAAUAAGAUGUAAUCAAAAUGGUUUCUUGAGAUUGAUAUUUGGUGGAAGAAAUGUCUGCAGCCACAAUGUAAGUUUCCAGCAGUUGAAUAGUUGUAAUGAUAAUAGGUUACACCGUAGUCGAUUUUCCGAAGAAUUUUCUACUAUUGCUGAAAAGCUCGAAAAGUUAUCCUCCAAAAAACCCCCGCAGUGGAUUUUGCUAGAAAAGCUCGAAAAGGCUCUGAAGGAGCACCAAUUGGAUGAAGCGUGGAAAACUUACCAAGAUUUCAAGCUCGUUUACGGUUACCCUGAACAGCUAUUUAUUUCUAAUCUGAUAACGGAGUUUUCGUAUACAACAGAUUCCAAAUACCUCCGUCGAGCUUCUGAUUUAGCUCUCUCGAUUUCGAGGGAGAAGUCGGUUUUACUGAGGCACGAUGUUAUGACGAAGCUUGUCCUUUCUUUGUCGAGGGCUCAAAUUCCUGUUCCUGCUUCGAACAUUCUCAGGAUAAUGCUCGACAAGAAUAGUUUACCUUCGUUGGAGGUUUUAAGAAUGGUGUUUCUGCAUUUGGUCAAGACGGAAACUGGGUCGUAUUUAGCGUCGAAUAUCUUGGAGGAAAUUUGUUACUGUUUUCAGAAACUAAGUGUCAAGAAAUCGUGUCAGCUGACGAAGCCCGACGUGACGAUUUUUAACCUCGUUCUUGAUUCAUGUGCGAGAUUUGGAAAUUGUUUAAAAGGUCAGCAAAUUAUGGAGCUGAUGCCGAUUACAGGAGUUGUAGCCGAUGCGGAUUCAGCUGUCAUUAUUGCUCGUGUACAUGAAAUGAAUGGCACGAGGGAUGAGUUGAAGAAAUUCAAAGACUAUAUUGAUGCAGUUCCAGUUACUUUAUCUCGUCACUAUCAGCAGUUUUACGACCGUUUGAUUUCCUUGCAUUUUAAGUUCAACGAUAUCGACAGUGUGUCUGCACUCUUACUGGAGCUGUCUGGAAAUCGCGAACCGAACCCUUCUCCGAGAGAACAAAAGGGAUAUUGCACUGUCUCGAUUGGAUCGGACAAAAUCAAAAUGGGGUUAAAACUGCAGUUUCUACCCCAGCAAAUACAGAAGGAUUUUGUCUAUAAAGUGGACGGUAAAAACGAGCUUGUCUUGUACAAGAAUGGGAAAUUUGUUCUGAGUAAUAACGGGUUGGCAAAGCUCGUUAUCGAGUACAAGAGAUGUGGGAGAAUUAGCGAUCUCUCGAAACUUCUUAUUAGCAUUCAGAGUAUGCUAAAUUCACCGCCAAAUAACAGUUCGUGUUCAGAUGUAAUCGACGCUUGUAUUUACUUGGGAUGGCUCGAAACUGCUCACGAUCUUUUAGAGGAUUUUGAAUCGGAGAAGUACAGUGUGAGGGAAAGUUCGUAUAAAUACCUUCUGACUUGUUAUUACAAGGAAAAUAUGCCGAGGGAAGCGGAAGGACUAUUAAGACAAAUCAAGAAAGUUGGGAUCGGUAUAAAUUUUUCUGAUGAUAUGAAAGAAACUGCAGUGUCGAAAUCAGAUUUAGCUAACUGUAUAAUCCAACAUAUGAGAGAAGAGGAAAAUGCAACUCCCGUUUUGGUUCACGAAUACAAUUCCUCUCUGUACUUCUUCACAAAGGCGAAAAUGAUCGAAGACGCAACACAGACGUACCGCAAACUGCAUAAGAUGAAAAUCCAGGCUAAUGCUUCGACUUUUUUCCAUAUGAUUUGUGGGUACAGUUCAUUGGGGAUGUACCGUGAAAUCACGAGCUUGUGGGGCGACAUCAAAAGGUCCAUGGUGAAUAAUCGGAAUACGGUAUAUAACAGAGAUUUGUACGAGUUGUUGCUUUUGAAUUUUAUUCGGGGAGGAUAUUUCGAGAGGGUUAUGGAGGUGAUUGGAUUCAUGAUUAAGAACGGUAUGUUCUUGGAUAAGUGGAGCUAUAAAACCGAGUUCUUGAAAUUUCACAGGGAUCUUUAUCGGACUUUAACUGAAUCUGAUGCUAAAGACGAGACUCAAAGCAAAAGGAUCGAGCAUGUUCAGGCAUUCAGGAAUUUGGUCGGGAUAAGUUGAAAAGCUGUUGGAACUUUAACAAAUGCAAUCUGAUAAAGCUUCUCUCUGUGAUUUUAUUACGUGGUCGUAUUCGUCUAAGUUAAGGGGAUUGCGUUUUCACUUGAUGCAAGUCCAUCGAGAAUGGGAGAAAAAACAUAGAGUCGACUUUUCUGAUUCCUUUGCUCAUAAUAAAGGUAAGCAUGGCUCUCAUCUUUAAUUUGUUUAUAUGCGAUACUGUACGAUAAACGGUUUAUGGGUUAAAUCGUUCGAUUUGGUGAACUUAAUCCUUAAUUUUUGAACUUUCAAUUUUGUAAAUUUUCUGAUGAAAAAUUCGAAUUUAUUUGCCAA
Messenger RNA from Erythranthe guttata (spotted monkey flower), 2460 nucleotides. RefSeq names its product Pentatricopeptide repeat (PPR) superfamily protein. The record is from RefSeq and is a predicted model, not a curated record. Lineage: Eukaryota; Viridiplantae; Streptophyta; Magnoliopsida; Lamiales; Phrymaceae. Gene Ontology annotation, molecular function: protein binding.